Messenger RNA from Penicillium salamii, 1950 nucleotides. Lineage: Eukaryota; Fungi; Ascomycota; Eurotiomycetes; Eurotiales; Aspergillaceae. The record is from the annotation of a GenBank genome assembly.
AUGGUAAUACUUGAACCUCCAUCUUGGAAUAUGCUACCCAACAUACUUGGGCUUUUCGCUCUUAUAGGUGCUGCAAAUGCAGACUUGCAGCCUUUCUACCAGUCCGCAGGCUAUGAUAUGAGUCAAUAUGGUGCCUGGCCAUUGCAAUCAUAUCUCUCUUCACGAAUCUCAGGCCCAAUUCUCAACUAUUGGAAUCGCAGCGAGGCUUGCGAAAAAGAAUCAUAUACAUUGAUCGCACCGCGUGGGGAUUCAGUCAGGCACACUGGACCGAUGAUCCUCGAUCAGAAUGGGAAUCUGGUAUGGUUUCAGGAGUACCCAACGACAUAUAAUUUCAACAUACAAUCUUUUCGUGGGGAGGAUUAUCUCACCUUUUGGGCCGGAAAUGAUGGCAUCGGAGGACAUGGUGAUGGGAUACUCUACAUGCUCAACUCGCGAUAUGAAGAGGUGUACAAGAUUCGCGGUGUGAAUGGUCUUCCGGCAGAUAUGCACGAAUUUCAGAUCACGCGCGAUGACACUGCCUUGCUCGUCUGGUAUGACAAACAACCUGCGGAUCUGCGGGUUGUCGGCAGAUCUGAGAACGGCUGGAUAUAUGAUGGCGGCUUCCAAGAAGUGGACAUUGAAACAAAUGAACUGCUCUUUCAGUGGCGGGCAUCUGAUCAUUUCAAAUUGACUGAUGGCUAUCGAGGCCCGGAUGAAAGAGGCGACUCCGACGACGUGCCAUGGGACUUCUUCCAUAUCAAUAGCGUCGACAAAGACUCCCGCGGCAAUUUUUUGGUCUCAUCUCGGUACAUGAGCUGUCUUGCUUAUGUGGAUGGAAAGACUGGGGAUGUGAUCUGGAGGCUGGGCGGAAAAUACAAUUCCUUUCAAGACUUAUCAGACGGUUCCGCGACAAACAUGAAAUGGCAGCAUCAUGCAAGGUUUCACAAAGUGUCAGAAGUGCCCUUGGGCUCUAAACCUGCUUCACACCGAGCGAUUACUCUGUUCGACAACUCAUCCCGCGGAAAAGGAGCCACAGAACGGACCAGCCGUGGGUUAUUCCUUGAUAUCAACGAGCAAGAUAUGACCGUACAGGUGAGACAUGAAUAUUGGAACCCAAUUCCAAUUAGUAGUCAGUCUCAGGGCUCAUUGCAAGUGCUCGAUAAUGGCAAUAUAUUAAUUGGAUAUGGGUACAAUGCUGCGUGGACCGAGUUCUCCGUGAAUGGCGAUGUAUUGUGUGAGGCGCAUUUCGGGCCAGCGGGAGGGUUUGGGACUGGCAAUAUCAUUUCAUACCGCACCUUCAAGCACAAAUGGACCGGAAGGCCGGCUUCCUCCCCCGACGUGGCUUUUGCGGAGACUCAUGUUGCAGUGAGUUGGAAUGGGGCCACAGAUGUAGCGACGUGGGUUCUGGAAGGGAUCGGUCAUGCAGCAAAUUGGACGGGCAGUGCAGAAUCUGACCUGAAUGGGUUUGCAGUUGUCUCCUCUGUGCCCAAGUCCGGCUUCGAGACCGACAUUCCUGUACCUGAUCAAAUACCUUAUCGACGGCUGCGGGUUGUUGCUCUUGACCAGAACGGCGCAAUUCUGGGCCAGACGACUCCCGUCAAUUGGACCCCAGAUCAAUUUCGAAAUGAGGUGUUAGUUGUUUCAGGCGAAGAAGGGAGUUUGCCUCAAAAAGGCAUCGGAAGAAUUUUGCUGUUAGUCUUCGUGCCUCUGUCUGCGGCGGUGGUUGUGUUUUGCCUGUGGCUUGGAAGACAGCAUCUUCAACUCCAUACGUGGAGAUUGACGUUCUACCACAGUCUUGACCAAGGGGCUAACUCUGAGGUAUGGCUCCCACUGAGGGUCUCGAAUGAUUUGGAAAGGGAGGAGGAAAGAGAGGAAAGAGAGCGACUGGAUGAGCCCAUCGAUUUAGAACAUUGUGAUCAAGACGUUGCGCUUCUUGGAAAGCAGAGGAGCCGUGGGCUAUUUAUGUUAUGA